UUAAUUCCUCGCCUCAAACCCCCCCUCUCUCUACGAAAAACCCUUAAACCUCGUUUUUAGAGAGAGAACGUAAAUCGAAAGACAUUACAGUACAUAAUGGCUUUGUUGGUGGAGAAAACAACCAGCGGCCGUGAGUACAAGGUCAAAGACAUGUCUCAGGCCGACUUCGGUCGGCUCGAGAUCGAGCUUGCCGAAGUUGAAAUGCCCGGUUUAAUGGCUUGCCGGACCGAGUUCGGCCCAUCCCAGCCAUUCAAAGGAGCCAAAAUCACCGGUUCCCUCCACAUGACAAUCCAGACCGCAGUUCUCAUCGAAACCCUUACAGCUCUAGGCGCAGAAGUGCGUUGGUGCUCAUGCAACAUCUUCAGCACCCAAGACCACGCCGCUGCUGCCAUAGCACGCGACUCAGCGGCCGUGUUCGCCUGGAAAGGAGAGACUUUGCAGGAGUACUGGUGGUGCACUGAGCGCGCCCUUGACUGGGGCCCAGGCGGUGGCCCAGAUCUGAUCGUUGACGACGGUGGGGAUGCCACUCUGUUGAUUCACGAAGGUGUUAAGGCUGAGGAGAUUUAUGAGAAGACCGGUCAGGUUCCUGACCCGACUUCUACUGAUAAUGCGGAGUUUCAGAUUGUGUUGACUAUAAUCAGAGAUGGGCUAAAGACAGAUCCUAAAAAGUACCACAAAAUGAAGGAAAGAUUGGUGGGUGUAUCUGAGGAGACAACUACCGGUGUUAAGAGAUUGUAUCAGAUGCAAGCUAAUGGGACUUUGUUGUUCCCUGCUAUCAAUGUUAACGACUCUGUUACUAAGAGCAAGUUUGACAACUUGUAUGGAUGCCGCCACUCCCUCCCUGAUGGUUUAAUGAGGGCUACUGAUGUCAUGAUUGCCGGCAAGGUUUCUGUUGUCUGUGGUUAUGGUGAUGUUGGCAAGGGCUGUGCUGCUGCCUUGAAGCAAGCUGGAUCUCGUGUGAUCGUGACUGAGAUUGACCCAAUCUGUGCCCUUCAGGCUCUUAUGGAGGGCUACCAAGUCUUGCCUCUGGAAGAUGUUGUCUCCGAAGCUGAUAUCUUUGUCACCACCACAGGUAACAAGGACAUCGUCAUGGUCGAUCACAUGAGGAAGAUGAAGAACAAUGCCAUUGUCUGCAACAUUGGUCACUUUGACAAUGAAAUUGAUAUGCACGGUCUUGAGACCUUCCCUGGUGUGAAGAGGAUCACCAUCAAGCCCCAAACUGAUAGGUGGGUCUUCCCUGAUACCAACUCAGGCAUCAUUGUCUUGGCUGAGGGGCGUCUCAUGAAUUUGGGUUGUGCCACUGGUCACCCAAGUUUCGUGAUGUCUUGCUCUUUCACCAACCAGGUCAUUGCACAGCUCGAGUUGUGGAGGGAAAAGGCAACUGGCAAAUAUGAAAAGAAGGUCUACGUCUUGCCUAAGCAUCUUGAUGAGAAGGUUGCUGCUCUUCAUCUUGGAAAGCUUGGAGCCAAGCUCACCAAGCUCUCCAAGGACCAGGCUGACUACAUCAGCGUGCCAGUUGAGGGUCCUUACAAGCCUGCUCACUACAGGUACUGAGGUGGAAGAGAAGCUUGAGAAAAAACUACAUAAUGGACGGCUUGAUUGUUUUCUUUUUAUUUUACAUUUUGAUGAUGAUUUGUGGUAGAAUAUUAGGCUUUUGAUUUUUGUAGGAUUUUGUGUUUUGGUGGGGAGGAGAGAGUGAAUUGGAAGGAAAGAAAUCGAUUGGUCUCUGUUGAAGACCAAAUCGGAUUGAAUAAAGUUAAGGAAUGGAAGGUUGUGUUGGAUGUGUACUAUAGCUGCUGCCAUUUCAUUUCUGGUGCAGUUGUUUAUCAUUUUAUUCACCAUAAAACAAAGCAAAAAAAAAUUAUUAUUA
Ricinus communis (castor bean) is the source of this 1870-nucleotide messenger RNA. RefSeq names its product adenosylhomocysteinase. Bases 97 to 1554 code for a protein of 485 amino acids. The transcript is spliced from 2 exons. Lineage: Eukaryota; Viridiplantae; Streptophyta; Magnoliopsida; Malpighiales; Euphorbiaceae. Gene Ontology annotation, molecular function: adenosylhomocysteinase activity. The record is from RefSeq and is a predicted model, not a curated record. Gene Ontology annotation, cellular component: cytosol. Gene Ontology annotation, biological process: L-methionine cycle.